This is a messenger RNA of Boleophthalmus pectinirostris (great blue-spotted mudskipper), 889 nucleotides long. RefSeq names its product anaphase promoting complex subunit 13 (gene anapc13). The transcript has 2 exons. The record is from RefSeq and is a predicted model, not a curated record. Bases 156 to 380 code for a protein of 74 amino acids. Gene Ontology annotation, cellular component: anaphase-promoting complex. Lineage: Eukaryota; Metazoa; Chordata; Actinopteri; Gobiiformes; Gobiidae. Gene Ontology annotation, biological process: protein K11-linked ubiquitination.
ACAACCCGAUAGCCCAAUAUAUUUGCAGCGCAUGAACACACCUCAGAGUUUAACAAGACAGUGUCGUUUUUACUCUGAUAUCAUAGAAAAGAAACUUAUUUUGAGAAACAGUCGAGACAGAGAUACCUAAAAUACCUAAAAAUAACGGCUUGAAAAUGGACAGCGCCAUUCAGAGAGAUGGAAGACUGUUGGACUUGACCGAUGAUGCCUGGAGGGAGGAUAGACUUCCAUAUGAAGACGUCACUAUCCCUCUGAGUGAACUUCCUGAAGCUGAGCAGGAUAACGGUGGAUCUACAGAGUCAGUGAAAGAACAAGAGAUGAAGUGGACUGACCUGGCCUUGCAAAGCCUUCAUGAAAAUACACCAAACACCGGGAGCUGAGAGAGACUAAACUUCCAAUACAUUGAUAGUAGCAAGAGGUCUUUGUAUAUUACAUUUUCAUUUAAAAUAAUACUGAUGCAAUUUAAUUUUAUGUAAUACAGUGCACAAAAUCAUAUUACCACCACUUAUCUUGCAACAGUAUGUGCCAUUCACUUCAAGACUGAAGAAGGAAAAAAAUAAUAAUUUCACUCAAGCUUUUGAACGUCAUCAUGUGGUCCUUUCCCUAAAAGGGCUGAUGGGUAACGGUAGGAGCCUCCUAGACGGUCCCACAGUGUUAAGUAUUGUCCGUAGUUAUAGUUGAAAUACAGAUGGUGGUCUACAUGAUGAGCAGCUCCGUUGAUUAGGUGGAUUAGUUGUCCAGGAAUUCGGUAGUCCCCAUCGUGUAUUGAAAUGGUCCAGAUGUUGACAAAGACAAAUAGUGACAAAUAGACCCCCUGAAAAUAUGUAAUAUUAAUUAUGCUUUUCAAUUUUCUCUGGAUCAGCCAAAAGGAAAUAAAUUUCUCACCUUA